Messenger RNA from Spea bombifrons (plains spadefoot toad), 825 nucleotides. It is a transcript of the gene BRI3BP, whose product is annotated as BRI3 binding protein. Bases 42 to 752 code for a protein of 236 amino acids. The transcript is spliced from 3 exons. Gene Ontology annotation, cellular component: mitochondrion. The record is from RefSeq and is a predicted model, not a curated record. Lineage: Eukaryota; Metazoa; Chordata; Amphibia; Anura; Pelobatidae.
CCGUAUCUCCUGUCCUCUACUCUUGCAUCCUGUUCCCGGCCAUGGAUCUGCGGCGCCCCCGACUGACCUGCCUCGUGCUCGUGCUGCUGGUGGCGGGGACGUUCGGUGCUCAGGCCACCAGGAACCGGGGCCACGAGAAACAGAACAACUCCUUCCGCAAGGCUGCCACCGGCUUCUACCAGACCAUGAGCAGCGUCUUCGGAGAGGAGAACGUGAGAGCUGCGCAGAAGUUUUUCUCACGCCUGACGGAAAGGUUUGUCUAUGGAGUAGACGUUUUGGUGGACACUCUCUGGAGGCUAUGGACGGACCUCCUUGAUGUUCUUGGAAUUGAUGCAUCCAACCUGACGCAUUACUUUAGUCCGGCAGCCGUCGCCAGUAACCCAACACGGGCUCUUAUGUUGGUGGUUGCUAUCCUUCUCUCUUACUGGUUCGCUUCCAUUUUCCUGGGAUUCUUCUUCUACAUCUUGCAUGUCUUGUUUGGACGCAUCUUCUGGUUGGUCCGAGUGUCGCUUUUUGCGCUUUCAUGCAUUUACAUAUUACAGAAAUACGAAGGGGAGCCCGAGCACGCAAUGCUACCGCUUUGUUUCGUGGUGGCUGUAUAUUUUAUGACCGGGCCUGUAGGCGUUUACUGGAGGAGGAACAACAGCAACAACUUGGAAGAAAAGAUCGAUCAUCUAGACAACCAAAUUAGGCUGUUAAAUAUCCGUCUUACAAGGGUCAUGGAGAGCCUGGAUAGAGCCAAUGACCAGUAAUACCUGUAUGUUUGUUCAUGUGCACCAGCCUAAUUUUACAUGGAAAACACUGUUUUGUUUGUACAAAAAAUAA